ACUGUCCAAAUUCAUGUGUUUUCAGGUUAAAAGAACUCCUAAGAAUAAAGUUAAUAGAAUGUGGAUGGAGAGAUCAACUAAAAGAUCACUGUCAAGAAAUUAUCAAACAGAAAGGCUUGGAUAACAUCACAGUAGAAGACCUUGUCAAGAAAAUCACUCCAAAAGGAAGAGCUUUAGUGCCAGAUGAAGUGAAAAGAGAAUUGCUGCAGAAUAUAAGAAACUUUCUAGCUGAGAGACAAUAAACAUGAAAAGAUUUGAUAGUCA
Actinia tenebrosa (Australian red waratah sea anemone) is the source of this 264-nucleotide messenger RNA. Its product is annotated as transcription and mRNA export factor ENY2. Gene Ontology annotation, biological process: positive regulation of DNA-templated transcription; mRNA export from nucleus. Gene Ontology annotation, molecular function: transcription coactivator activity. Gene Ontology annotation, cellular component: SAGA complex; nuclear pore. The record is from RefSeq and is a predicted model, not a curated record. Lineage: Eukaryota; Metazoa; Cnidaria; Anthozoa; Actiniaria; Actiniidae.